Molecule: messenger RNA, 822 nt
Organism: Dreissena polymorpha
Lineage: Eukaryota; Metazoa; Mollusca; Bivalvia; Myida; Dreissenidae
Product: sushi, von Willebrand factor type A, EGF and pentraxin domain-containing protein 1-like
Exons: 6
Coding region: 19-822 (267 amino acids)
Source: RefSeq, a predicted model, not a curated record
UGCUCUGAUGGAUACAAUAUGAGCGGUUCUUCGACUAUUACAUGCACUUCAGAUGGAUGGGAUUCUCUACCGACAUGUUCUAUUCAAGAAUGCAGUGAUCCAAAACCAGCCAAUGGCUCUGUGAACUUGCCACACGGUGUAAAGUUCGGCUCUAUUGCUUUCAUAUCUUGCAACGAAAACUACGUUUUACAAGGAGACGCUCAAAUCACAUGUGUGAAUGGUCCUGUUUGGAGUUCAACUCCUAAGUGUAUAAGAGAUUGUGGUGAUCCUAGUCCCACAUAUGGGUAUGCAAAUAUAGCAACUGGUACCACAGAGGGCAGCCAAGCCCAACUGUUGUGUAACACUGGGUACACGCUAAAUGGUUCCGAUUCAGUGACAUGUACGGAGACUGGCUGGGAUGGCCAAGCUUUGUGUAAUAUUCAAGAAUGCGAUGUGUAUGCAACAAGUAACGGCACCGUCGAUGCUCCGAAGGGAAGGACAGUGGGGGAACUGGCAAUUCUGACGUGUCAUGAAGGUUUCUAUCGCUCUGGCGCUGCACUAAUAACGUGCAAAGCAGGUCCACAGUGGAGUGCAUCACCGACAUGUGUCAUAAAGGAUUGUGGAUAUGCUACACCGGUUAAUGGAAGUGUUAACAGCAACGUGACAACAUUCGGUGCAACUAUCACUGUUACCUGUGAUGUUGGCCACAUAUUAUCAGGAUCUGCCGAAAUCAUAUGCCAGUCUGAUGGAACCUGGAGCGAUACACCAACAUGCAGUGCAGCUUGUGGUCACCAGCAAAUGGGACAGUUGAAUAUCCAACUGGAAAUACGUUUGGAGAAGUAG